Heterocephalus glaber (naked mole-rat) is the source of this 933-nucleotide messenger RNA. Its product is annotated as olfactory receptor 51A7-like. Gene Ontology annotation, cellular component: plasma membrane. Gene Ontology annotation, biological process: G protein-coupled receptor signaling pathway. Gene Ontology annotation, molecular function: G protein-coupled receptor activity; olfactory receptor activity. The record is from RefSeq and is a predicted model, not a curated record. NCBI's taxonomy places the organism in Eukaryota, Metazoa, Chordata, Mammalia, Rodentia, Bathyergidae.
AUGCACACUCUCAAUUCUUCUGAAAUCGAGAUCACCACCUUCUUCCUGAUUGUAAUCCCAGGUCUGAAGCAUAUUCACAUAUGGCUCUCCCUUCCCAUCUGCCUCAUGGACCUGGUGGCCAUCCUGGGUAACUGCACCAUCCUCUUUGUGAUUGGGACUGAGCCCUCACUCCACGCACCCAUGUACUAUUUCCUUUCUAUGUUGGCUGUUUCUGACCUGAGCCUGUCCUUCUCUUCCCUCCCUACUAUGCUGCGGAUCUUUGUGUUCAAUGCCACAGGAAUCUCUCCAAAUGGCUGCUUUGCUCAGGAGUUCUUUAUCCAUGGAUUCAUAGACAUGGAGUCUUCAGUGCUCCUGGUCAUGUCUUUUGACCGCUUUUUGGCCAUACGCAACCCUUUGAGAUAUAACUCUAUUCUCACUAGUGCCAGAGUAGCCAAAACAGGGCUGGUGUUUCUCAUCAAAAGCAUACUCUUAGUGCUCCCAUUUCCUUUCACUCUGAAAAGAUUAACAUACUGUAGGAAAAGCCUACUUUCUCACUCCUACUGCUUCCAUCAGGAUGUCAUGAAAUUGGCAUGCUCUGACAACACAGUCAACUUUUUCGAUGGUUUCUUUGUUGCCCUCUGCCUGAUGUCAGACAGUUUGUUCAUUGCUGUAUCCUAUGUGUUCAUCCUGAAGACUGUGAUGGGAAUUGGAUCCCAUAGGGAGUGGCUCAAGGCCCUCAACACCUGUGUCUCCCACAUCUGUGCUGUGCUCAUCUUCUACAUGCCCAACAGCUUAGCCUCCAUGCACCACUUUGGCAAGCACAAGUCUCCAAUGGCCAUGAUCCUCAUUGCUAACAUAUUGUUGCUAGUGCCACCUCUGAUGAACCCCAUUGUGUAUUGUGUGAAGACAAGGCAAAUCCGUCAAAAAGUUCUGGGCAAACUGGGUCUAAAGUAA